Molecule: messenger RNA, 2036 nt
Organism: Vicia villosa (hairy vetch)
Lineage: Eukaryota; Viridiplantae; Streptophyta; Magnoliopsida; Fabales; Fabaceae
Product: phenolic glucoside malonyltransferase 1-like
Exons: 1
Coding region: 39-1466 (475 amino acids)
Source: RefSeq, a predicted model, not a curated record
UUUUCAUAGCUAACAAAUAUAUUCAAACAACACCUCACAUGGCUUCCAACAACAACCACCUUAAAAUCCACCAACACUUGAAAGUUGUUCCUACAUCAUCAACCCAAACAACAACAACAACAAUUCCUCUCACAUUUCUAGACAUAUUGUGGCUAAGGUUUCACCCAGUUGAGAGACUUUUCUUCUACACCCUCCCUAUUUCACAAUCACACCCCUCUUUCUUCUUUCAAAAUCUUGUUCCAAUUCUCAAAUCUUCACUUUCUUUAACCCUCCAACAUUUUCUCCCUCUAGCUGGUAAAAUCAUUUGGCCUUUAGAUUCUUCUAAACCAUUCAUCCAAUUCAAUCCCAAUGAUGAUGAUAAUGGAGUGUCCUUGCUCAUUGCAGAAUCUGAUUCCGAUUUCAAUCAUCUCAUUCAAAACUCACCCAAAGAAACUUCUUUGUCUCGUUCUUUUAUACCGGUUUUGGAAUCAACCGAUCUCUUUGCUUCAAUAGUUUCCAUUCAAAUAACCCUUUUUCCAAAAAAUGGGUUUUCGAUUGGAAUAAGCACACACCAUGCCGUUCUAGAUGGAAAAUCUUCAACCAUGUUCAUUAAAGCUUGGGCUUAUCUAUGCAAAAAAACCACCAACAACGAAGAAUCGCCGACUUUGUUGCCAGAGUUAGAGCCUUUACUCGAAAGAGAAAGCAUCAAAGACCGACAUGGACUUAGUGAUAUUUUCGCAAACAUCUUGACUAAGAUGUUUCCAAAUGAAAAAGGAAACGAAAGAAGCUUGAAGAUUCUCCCUUUUGAACCAAAACUCGAAGACUAUGUUCGAGCUACGUUCGAGCUCAAGCGCGAAGAUUUGAACAAGAUAAAGGAAUCAGUUUUAUCCAAAUGGGAGAUAUUCAAUACAAAUGAAUCAAAGCCAAAGAGCCUAUCAUCUUUUGUUCUGACUUGUGCUUAUUCAUUAGUUUGUGUUGCAAAAGCGAUUCAUCAAAUUCAAAAUGAGAAAGAGAAAUUUGCUUUUUCGUUUAUUGUAGAUUGUAGAGCAAGGUUAGAACCACCAAUAGCAAGUAACUAUUUCGGUAAUUGUGUUUGGGCACAUUUGGUUGAUACAAAACCAUUGGAUUUCGUAGAUGAAGAUGGAGUGUUUUUGGUUGCGAAGUGUAUUCAUGAGAAAAUAAAGAUGAUAAAUGAAAAUGAUGUUCUUGAAGGAGCUAAAGAUAUGAUUGGUAAAAUUACAAGUUUGAUGAAGGAAGGAUACGAAAUUAUUGGAGUGGCGGGAUCUAAUAGAUUUGAAGUUUAUGAAAAUGAUUUUGGUUGGGGGAGGCCGGAAAAAGUGGAGAUAGUGUCUAUUGAUAGAAAUUUCACAAUUGGUUUGGCAGAGAGCAAAGAUGGGAGAGGUGGGAUUGAAAUUGGACUUGUUCUUAAUAAACAUGUUAUGGAAGUAUUUAGUACUUUGUUUUUUGAAGGAUUAAGUUUGUGUUAAUUGAUUUUGGAGAGCAAAUUCAAAUCUUGGCAAGUAAUCUCUUCAUAUCGAUCGGAACAAAAGGGAUUACUUGCCUUAAAAACAUUUGCUUUUGUUAUUUGAAUAAAAGAUAAAUGCAUUUUUUAUCUCUAUAUUUUAUGAAGCAUUAAAUUUGGCUAUGAAUUUAGCUCAUUGAUUGUUUUUUCGAAGGAAAUAUUGUGAUGGACGACGGAAAGCAGUGCCAUAGAAUAUUAGCAGGGAAAAUAUUGUAAUGGAUGGCAUAAAGCAACCACUACUGCAGAGAGAUUACAUCCGUUUUUUACACAUUUAACACCCCGUUCUUACAGGGUGUAAAUUCAAAGAGUGAAAAAUAUUCGAUGAAUGUUUUAAAAUGGGUAUAAAUAGAGGAUAAUUUACACUCUAUUUCAUAAAUAAUGGGUGUAAAUUGUUACAUAGGCGUUUGAAUUAAACAAAUUUACACCUCAUUUGAUAAAAAUUGGAUGUAGAAUGAAUAAUGUUUAUUAUAAAUGUCAACAAAUUUACACCCUAAAAGGGUGUAAAAAUAUGGUAUAUUGCACCCUAUUUUAGUUA